Strongylocentrotus purpuratus (purple sea urchin) is the source of this 1414-nucleotide messenger RNA. Its product is annotated as elongation of very long chain fatty acids protein 4. The transcript is spliced from 7 exons. NCBI's taxonomy places the organism in Eukaryota, Metazoa, Echinodermata, Echinoidea, Camarodonta, Strongylocentrotidae. The record is from RefSeq and is a predicted model, not a curated record. The coding region runs from base 136 to 981 and encodes 281 amino acids. Gene Ontology annotation, cellular component: endoplasmic reticulum membrane. Gene Ontology annotation, molecular function: fatty acid elongase activity. Gene Ontology annotation, biological process: fatty acid elongation, monounsaturated fatty acid; fatty acid elongation, polyunsaturated fatty acid; sphingolipid biosynthetic process.
GUUCUUGCAAUGCAGUUACUGUACGGAUGUAUUGGCCUUCAAAUGAGAUAGAUCCUCGACUGAUUGGGGAAUGGGAUUUUGAAACAUCGUCUCAACAAAAGCUAACAUUUUCAGCACUGAAUCAUCUUAUAAACUAUGGCUAAGAAUUACCAAUCGGGGUUUCACGAGGAAGGCCCAAUCACGUCAUUCAUAGACAGAAUUUCAGAUGUUUACAACUCAACUCUUUCAAAAGGAGAUGCAAGGGUAGAGGAAUGGCCGCUGAUGCAGUCCCCGUUGCCAUGCGCUAUCAUCCUGGUUGCCUACUUCAUCUUCCUCCAUGUUGGCCCUAAGAUGAUGGAGAAUCAGAAACCCUUCGAGCUUAAGCCGGUCCUGGUUCUCUACAACGCCGCGCUGGUCUUGCUUUCACUCUACAUGUGCUAUGAGUUUCGGAUGUCAUCCUUGCUUGCCAAGUAUAACUACAUGUGUGAUCCUGUCGACUAUUCAAAUAACCCACUCGCGUUGAGGAUGGCGAGUGUGUGCUGGUGGUAUUUCUUCUCCAAGAUCAUCGAGCUCCUCGACACCGUCUUCUUCGUCCUGAGAAAGAAGAACAACCAGGUCACCUUUCUUCACGUCUACCAUCACAGCACCAUGAUCGUCAACUGGUGGCUGGGGGUUAAAUACAUAGCCGGUGGACAAUCUUUCUUUUUAGCGAUGUUCAACUGCUCUGUGCAUGUGAUAAUGUACACGUACUACGCCCUCUCCGCCCUUGGACCGCACAUGCAGAAAUAUUUGACAUGGAAAAAAUAUCUUACACAAAUACAGCUGGUCCAGUUCUUCCUGGUUUUAUUCCACACCGGUUUCAAUAUCUUCGUUGAAUGCUCGUUCCCAAAAGGAUUCAACUAUGCCGUCUUUCUCUACGCGAUAUCCAUGGUUCUCCUCUUCGGCAACUUCUACAGUAAAUCGUACAGGAAGAAAGAAAAGACAGAGAAGGCCAAGUUAUAAGCCAAAAACAUGAUCAAUAAGCCAAAAGACAUGAAUAAUAAGCCAAAAGACAUGGAUGAUAGGCCAAAAGACAUGAAUGCUAAGCCAAAAGACAUGACCAAUAGUCAAUGUGCCUUGUAUUACAGUUGGAGCACUGUGGUGUAUUGAUGAAGGUUCCUGAAUCCUUUGCGAGAGGACUAGUCCCGGGUUUGAUCCUUACUUACAUCCAGGCUUGGACGAGGCAUUUUGCCCAUAUUUGACUCUCUCGACCCACUUGAUGGGGACCUGACAUUUCUUGGGUCAUACGGGCUUGUAGAGAGAGCAGUAUCGAUAUUAAUGUGGUUUACUUGGGCGAAUAACACCAAACAAUCAUUCAAUUGAUUAUUUGAUUUGAUUUGAUUUGAUUUUCUUCUGCAUUCAUGUAAGUGCACAGUUUUUCGAUAACAAUAGUAAU